Messenger RNA from Homalodisca vitripennis (glassy-winged sharpshooter), 2193 nucleotides. Its product is annotated as titin homolog. The transcript has 8 exons. NCBI's taxonomy places the organism in Eukaryota, Metazoa, Arthropoda, Insecta, Hemiptera, Cicadellidae. The coding region runs from base 94 to 2130 and encodes 678 amino acids. The record is from RefSeq and is a predicted model, not a curated record.
AUUGCCAAUUGUGAUGUUUGUACAAAGUCUAUCACUUCAAAACAACUCAACCUUGUAUGUAAUGAUUGUUCGAAAGAGUUUCAUGGAACCUGCAUGCGGAUGAACAAGGCUGAUCUUGACUGGAUCACCGCCGAUGGACUAACUUGGAGGUGUCAGGAGUGUAGUGAAACACGAAGAAAGAGCUUGAGGUUUGACUCCGCAGCUCAGGAAGGGAAACUUUCACUCGAAGAUAUGAUGAAAAAAAUCGAGGAAAUAGCUGAAGGCCAAAAAACCCAAGACAAAAAGUCCUAUGAAUUCUUAACUGAAAAAAUUGAAGAAAAUACAGAAACUAUGCAGCAGCAAAAUUUGUCUAUGGAAAAAUGCUUAAAAAUGAUUGAUGAAUUGAUGCAGGAAAACAAAAGUUUAAAUAAGAAGGUCGCUGAUCUUGAACAGCGGAUUGAUGAUAUGGAACAAUACUCCAGGGCAAAUGCCAUAGACAUACAGGAAAUUCCGGUGCAGCCAAACGAAGACGUCAUCAGCGUUGUGAAGGAAGUGGGAAAAGCUCUGGACCUAACUGUUACGGACUCCAUGAGUGACGCCUGUCAUCGUCUUGGUAGCAAAGUCGGCCACAGCGGCCCUCCGCCUGGCAUCAUUGUCAAGUUUGUUAGGCGCAUGGACAAGGAGGAGUUCAUGAGGAAGCGUCGUGUCAAGCGAAACCUAUCUACCAGACACAGGAACAUGCCCAUGGACCAAAUGUUGUACGUCAACGAGGCCCUGACACCGGCGAGGAGGCGGCUACUGGGGGCGGCGCGGCAGAUCAAGAGGGAAAAGAACUUCAAGCACCUCUGGGUGAGGGGCAGUAAAAUCUUUUUAAGGAAAGGCGAUGGAACCAAUGCAAUCCAGGUGCACAGAUUGUAUUUUAACGAGACAUCCAAAAUAACACCUGAGCUUCCAAAGCGAGGAAAUAGUAGCACUAUUCAUAAUGAAGAAAAAGUUACUCAGGCUUGGAACAAACUUAAAAUCAAUGCACUGUCUAAAGCGAUAGCGAUUGUACCUGAUGUGGGUCCUUGUACAAUCGGACCCAAAUCCCUAUCGGUAUCAAAUUCGGAUUGUGACAAGUCCGAUGCAGGUGAUAUUGACAAGCCAGGGGAUAUUGAUCUCAGCGAAGCCAUCACUUCAACUCCCCUCAAAUCCAAGAAUCUUAAUAUGAAACCCAAAAUGAAAGCCAGGUUCGGGACUUUAGAGGAGAAAAAUGAUUCUUACUCAUUUGACAUCUCAGAAAUUCCUCCUGCAGAAAACUACAGCUGUGACGAGUAUAAGGAAGUAGAAGCUUUGAGGAAGUUGUGUUUGUUUAAAAUUGAGGCCCAAGUUGAAAGAUGUGUUCAGAGAAAGAAGAAUGACAUUUUAAAAGCUUGGCAUGAAUAUGAUGAAAAGACCAAAGAAAAAUUGUCAGCGUAUAAAAUUGAACUGGAUAAAGAACGCUUGCUUAGGAUUCAACAACACAACAUUGAAGUUCGUAGAUUAAUGAUGGAAUCUAAAGCCAAUGCUCAACUGAAAGUCAGAGAACUUGAGCAGAGUAAAUCUGACCAUGAAAAAAAAAUUGCAGAAACAAGCGAGAGGAUCAAAUUAAUUGAACAACAGAGAAAGGAACUGGAAGAAAAACAGAAACAAAAACGUGAAGAGCUUAAGCAGUGCAUUAAUAAUGUAUACAAGAUACAAGUGGCGUACGGUCAAAAAUACAAUCAAAUCAAUGAAAUUACAAAGAAAUGCAGGGAUACGAGAGCGCUGAACGAUAGAGUUAUGGGAGAGCUCUCUGAACUAAAGCGGAUGAACGAACAAAUAUUAAAACUUGUUGAUAAGAGCAGGGAAGGCAAAGUAACUCUGAAUGAUUUGAAAACUGCUGAAACACUUCUUCAACAAAUAACAACCGUCAGUGAAGUAUUUGCUCGACACACAGAUGAAAUAAACGAAGCUUUAAGGAUAUCUGAAGAGAUAAAGAAAAGACAACAGCAGGAAAGACAACAGCAGGAAAUCGAACUCAAGGCCAAACAAGAAGCUGAAAGGCAACAAAAAGCUCAAGAAGUAAAAGAACAUGUUAUAAAAGAAAAACCAAAAAAUAAUAGAAGUGAAAAACUAAAACAAGGUACUUAGAAUGUGUAGUUUUUUUAAUUGUCAGAAACACUUGACAAUACUUAAUCCACAUAAAACGUACUC